Torulaspora delbrueckii is the source of this 1590-nucleotide messenger RNA. RefSeq names its product 1-phosphatidylinositol 4-kinase LSB6 (gene LSB6). Gene Ontology annotation, cellular component: trans-Golgi network; plasma membrane; endosome. Gene Ontology annotation, biological process: phosphatidylinositol phosphate biosynthetic process; Golgi organization; endosome organization. Gene Ontology annotation, molecular function: 1-phosphatidylinositol 4-kinase activity. Lineage: Eukaryota; Fungi; Ascomycota; Saccharomycetes; Saccharomycetales; Saccharomycetaceae. The coding region runs from base 1 to 1590 and encodes 529 amino acids. The record is from RefSeq and is a predicted model, not a curated record. The transcript has a single exon.
AUGAAGCAGGCAGAUCAUUGUGGGGGUUCGAAUUUGGUGACUUCGAACACUUAUGACUGGUUGCAGUAUCGUGAUGAGCUUGAUGAAAGACGUAAAGGCAGUGGUGGGAAUUUGGGUGUGCUAGAUAGCAGCUUCCCACACGACCACUGGGAGAUUCAAUACUCUGUAUUCAAACCAUUGGAAAGAUAUAAUACGAGCCUUCCUAGUCUAGAUCGAGGAAGGGCUAAACAGCACUUCUUAGACGUGGUAAAAGAAUGUAUCGAAGCUCUCAAUGUCAAAAGGAUCGAACUUAGUAGGAUUAAGACGGGAUCUAGCGGAUCGUAUUUCGUUUAUGGUACAGAGGGACAAACCCUUGGGGUAUUUAAGCCUAAGGAAGAGGAGCCUUAUGGUCCUUUGUCUCCUAAAUGGUCGAAAUGGGCUCACAGGACUUUCUUUCCCUGCUUCUUUGGUCGGAGCUGCUUGAUUCCAAAUUUGGGCUACAUUUGUGAAAGUGCUGCCUGUCUGCUAGAUCAGCGAUUACAAACCAAUUUGGUGCCUUAUACGGAUACUGUGAUAUUGGAGUCGUCAAAGUUUUAUGACAAGAGGCAAACUUGGCUAUUUUUAUGUACAGUAGAGCCAAGGAAGCAGAAGAAACUGGGCUCUUUUCAAUUGUUCUUGAAGGAUUACGUUGGUGCUGACGAGUUCCUUGAUAAAUUCCCACUUCCUGGGAUGUAUAGAGACAAUCUACCAAAGAUGAAGAAAGAUCAGAGCUCCGCCACUAGUGGGAGUUGCGAUGAAAACCUUGCGACUGUUGUAUCAACGACUCCAGAUAAGUUCGAAUGGACUGGGGCAAAUCUUACCAAAUUUAGACUGGAGCUCGAAAAACUGAUCAUCUUGGAUUAUAUUAUGAGAAAUACUGAUCGUGGUCUCGAUAAUUGGAUGAUUAAAGUCGAGCCUGUGAAUGAUGGGUUUGAGUGGGAUAUCAAGCUGGCGGCCAUCGAUAACGGGCUGGCUUUUCCAUGGAAACACCCUGACGAAUGGAGGUCAUACCCAUACGGAUGGCUCUAUUUACCGCUCCAGAUCUUGGCACAACCGUUUUCUGAAGCCACACGAUCGCAUUUCUUACCCAUACUCACGGAUGUCAAAUGGUGGGAUGAAUCUUACCGAGAAUUCACUAGCCUGUUCAGCAAGGAUUCAGAUUUCAAGCUCAGAAUGUGGAAAAAACAGUGGGCUGUCUUGAAAGGGCAAGCCUUCAAUGUUGUCGAAACACUUAAGGACCUCCGGCAAGGGCCCUUGGAGCUGGUAAGACGUACGCGGUGUCUAGUGGUAGAGGAAACCAUGCAGGUACCGACAUUGAAUCCAAUAAUGAGUGCUGCGAUAAGUGAGUCAAUGCCUCUGGAGGCAUCAUCACCAAUGGCUCUUUAUUCUACUCCAAAGGGUGUCUCAGAGCAUACGCAGCAUCUGAGUGGUAUAUCACCAGCAGCGUUCCCGUCAGCCACCAAUUGUGCAAAUCCACAUGAUCAUAAUGAAGAGCAUAUUUCAACCAUGAAAACUGUGAUUAUAGAACGUUUGCAAGUAGUUAACUCAACACCAGUUUUUACUUGGUAUUAG